GACACUCAUUCCGUCACAGUGAUGGGUCCCGAUUUAACUUAAAGAAGCGAGUUUACAUUCUCUGUAUCCACCCUUACUUCAUAAUGCGUCAGACCAGGCUGGCAGUCUGCGUAUGGUCCUUUUUAUGCCUUGGUGCAUAUGCGGCUCAUUCUUCGGAUGCAUCACUGUACCAGAGCAAGCUAUGGGUGGCAGGCAACAUUCGAUCAGUCAUGCUGGCUUCUAUCAGGACCAGUUGGGAACAAGGAACCGCAGUGGGUGCCAUUCUGGAAUUCGAUGAUCCAGAGUACUCUGUUUUUGGAUCUUCUCCAUUCGUUUCCGACGGAAAAUUUCCACUUUCAACUCUGCAACUGGCUUAUAGCGCUGUUGUACGACAAAGUCCUGACGGUCGCCUCAGCCAAGAAAUCGGUGAUGCGCUGGAUGGUGCUGCUUUAGAUGGUGCCUCCGCUGGCUCUGCGGUUCUGCUGGGCAGUUUUACUGAUGCAUCUCGGCACAACUAUUGGCUGGAUGCGGCUAACGCCCAACUGAAUUUUUUACUCAACGUAGCUCCUCGCACCUCUACUGGAGCCAUUUCCCAUCGUAUCGACUCACGUCAAUAUUGGGCAGAUGGCGUCUACAUGGGAUUUCCAUUUAUUGCAUACUUUGGGGCAGUCACCAACAACGCAACACUCCUCCAGAUUGCAUACGAUCAAUGUCGGUUGUACCGUGAUGCCCUGAUUCUAGAUGGUCCUACUGGAAAGCUCUGGGGACAUAUUUACUCCGAUGAUACUAAAGCGUGGAUAGAUGAAGGUAUCUGGGGAACUGGUAAUGCGUGGGCAGCACUUGGCAUGCUACGCGUUGCCGUGACGAUCCACAAGACUGAGCAUUCUUCAGAUAUGGCUCCUCAGAUUGCUAACCUUACCUCAUGGAUUAAAGAAAUUCUGGAUGGCGAGUUUGCUUCCCUGGGAUCAGACGAUUUGGUCCCGAACUAUAUCAUUGGGGGUCCGUCCUUUCCUGAUGCAGCCUCCUCCGCUGCCUUGGCCUCUGUAGCAUAUCGGGCUGCACAUCUAUUCCCCCGGAAAUUUCACAGAAACUACACGCAUGUGGCUGCAAAAAUACGAGAUGCUGUUGUGGGCAACGUCACGAACCUCGGUACCUUGCAGCCUAUCACGGAUCCCUUGCCAGAUCCAUUUCCAUAUUGGAACCAAACAGGAUUGCUGAGUACGGAGUCGCAAGCAUUUGGACUGAUGAUGCUCUCGGCAUGGAGAGACUGGAUUGACGCCUGAAAGCGCAAGCAAAUUCUUUUGUUUUUAGAUUAUCCCUGAUUUCACUCGUUGUCUGUCACGCUCAUUAAAAACAACC
Molecule: messenger RNA, 1338 nt
Organism: Suillus subaureus
Lineage: Eukaryota; Fungi; Basidiomycota; Agaricomycetes; Boletales; Suillaceae
Product: Six-hairpin glycosidase-like protein
Exons: 7
Coding region: 84-1262 (392 amino acids)
Biological process (GO): carbohydrate metabolic process
Source: RefSeq, a predicted model, not a curated record